Messenger RNA from Ornithorhynchus anatinus (platypus), 2786 nucleotides. It is a transcript of the gene IL17RA, whose product is annotated as interleukin 17 receptor A. Bases 1 to 2520 code for a protein of 839 amino acids. Lineage: Eukaryota; Metazoa; Chordata; Mammalia; Monotremata; Ornithorhynchidae. The record is from RefSeq and is a predicted model, not a curated record. Gene Ontology annotation, molecular function: interleukin-17 receptor activity. The transcript is spliced from 14 exons.
AUGGAGCGCCUGCUCUGCGCCCAGCCCCUGCCCCUGCCCCUGCCGCUGCCCCUGCUGCUGCCCCUGCUGCUGCCGGGCCCGCCCGCCUCGGCCCUGUGGCUCCUCCACUUCCCGACGCCCAACUGCUCGCAGCCGGGCUUGGACUGCAACGUCAAGAACAGUACCUGUCUGCACCGGAGCUGGCAUCAGCCACCCAAAUGGACCCCCACGGCCCCCAGACGCCUCAGCGUCACCCUGGGCUCGGCCCGGGUCGGGGCCGGGGACCUGUACCCCGUGCUGGAGAUCACGUGGACCGUGGCCACGGACGGAAGCAUCGUCUGUCUCCGGGGGGCGGAGCUGGCCGUGCUCCAGGUGAGCACCAAUGAGGUCCUGUGUGCCGAGUUCGAGUUCCCGGACAGCCCGCCGGACCAAGUGGGGCCCGAUCGAAAUCCGUGGCGCUUUUCCUUCAACCGUUUCGUGGUGGAGCCGGGGCAGCUGUACGAAGUGACCGUCCACCACCUGCCCAAACUGGGGACCGACGGAGACGACAAUCACCAUUCAAAGCGCCUGCGGGUGCCGGACUGCGGGGACCCCAAGAUGAGGACCACCACUCCCUGCGUCGUCUCAGGCAGCCUGUGGGAGCCAGACCUGACGGCCGAGCGCCUGGAGAACCGUUCCCUGCGGGUGACCUUCACCCCGUGGACUGAGGCGUCGGCCCACUACCAGAUCCUCGUCGACGGCUUCCCGGAAACCUCCGACAAGAGCUGUCACCAGGAGUUUCACCCCGUAGCCCCGGUGGAGCGGCCCCCUCGGCGCCUGUCUGUCACCGUCCCCCUGGGGAGUGUACGAGCCUGCUGCCGCUACACGGUGCAGAUCCAGCCGUUCUUCCAGAGCUGCGGCAGCGACUGCAUCCGGCACGUCGUGACCGUCCCUUCCCGGGGGGUCCCCCCCACCCUCUUCCCGCCUCCUCUCACCCCUCCCGUGGAAUACCCUUCAGAUGACGUGUCGCUCUGGGUCUACUGGGUCAUCACGUGCGUCUGCGUCCUCCUGGUGGGUUCGGUCAUCCUGACGGCCGUGUGCGUGGCCCAGCGGAAACCCGGCUCCGGUUCCGGCAAGUCCACGGAUGCCGCCGUCUAUUCAGGGAUCCCGCCCCCGGCCCCGGCGUCGCCGCCCCCCCUGAAGCCCCGGAAGGUCUGGGUCGUGUACUCGGCCGACCACCCGCUCUACGUGGACGUGGUGGUGAAGUUCGCCCAGUUCCUGCUGACGGCGUGCGGCACGGAGGUGGCCCUGGACCUCCUGGAGGAGCGGGAGAUCUCGGAGGUGGGGGCCCUGGCCUGGAUCACGCGGCAGAAGCGGGCGGCCGACGCCGGCGCCUCCAAGAUCGUCGUGCUGUGCUCCCGGGGCACGCGGGCCAAGUGGCAGGCCAUGCUGGGCCGCGGCGGGCCGGCCGCCGGCGGGCUGCGGGGGGACCGGCGCCGGCCGGCCGGGGACCUGUUCACCCCGGCCCUCAACGUCAUCCUGCCCGACUUCAAGAGGCCGGCCCGCUUCGGAGGCUACGUGGUCUGCUACUUCUCCGACAUCUGCGCCGAGGAGGACGUGCCCGAGCCGUUCCUCAUCACCUCCCGCUACCCGCUGAUGGGCGCCUUCGAGGAGGUCUACUUCCGCAUCCAGGACCUGGAGAUGUUCCAGCCGGGCCGCGGGCACCGGGUGCGGGAGCUCUCCGCCGACGGCUACCUGGGCGGCCCCGCCGGGCGCGGGCUCGAGGAGGCCGUGCGACGCUUCCGGGAGUGGCAGGCCGCGCACCCCGACUGGUUCGAGCGGGAGAACGGCGGAGCCUCCGACGAGGAGGAGGAGGAGGAGGAAGAGAGGAUACCGCCGGGAGGGGAGGAGGCCACGGCGACGGCCGUCGUCCGACAGGAGCCGCUCCUCCGGGAGCCGGGCCUGGCGGAGGGCUUCCGGGUGGACCCCCUCCCCGCCCGGACCGACGGGGGCGCCUUCAGGGUGGCCCCUCGGCCGCCCGCCGGGCCCGGCCCGGCCCCCUCGGCUCUCCAGACGCCGGUGGCGGCCGACGAGCGGCGGCCGCCCUCCCUCGCGGUCACCCCCGUCCCCCGGGCGGCCGCCACGGCGGGGCGGCUGGUGCCGGUGGAGGAGGAGGGGCGGCCCCUGUUGGACCCCGUCGCCGCCGCCCCGGCCGUCGGGCCGCCGAGCCCCCUCCCGCCGGGCCGGCUCGAGGAGUGGGUGCGGUCGCUCUUGGGCCCGGGCGAGGGGGAGACGCGGACCCCGGCCGGAGGGGAGCAGAGACAGUCCGUGCAGUCGGACCAGGGGUACAUCUCCCGGAGCUCCCCGCAGCCUCCGGACGGACCGGAGGAGGACGAGGAGGAGGAGGAGGACGACGACGACGACGGCGAAGGCGAGGACUUGGAGGAGCCCCUGUCCCCGGCCAUCUUGGCCAGCCUCAAGAAUCUCCAGCAGCAUCUACUCUUCCACCACCUCCGGCAGGAGUCGGGGCAGACGCCCGGGGCCCGGCCGGCCCCCUCCUAGCGUCUCCCGCGGGCCCGUCCGGGGGGGUGGGGGACGGCGGUCCCCCUCCACCGACCCCGCGGUCGCUCAGCCGAGGAUGCGGACGGUCGCCGGUUGGGUUGAGGAGCCUAGAGGGAAGAGCGCGGGCCUGGGACACGGAGGACCCGGGUCCUAAUCCCGGCCCUGCCGUGCGACCUGGGGCGGGGCACUGCUCUGCGCCUCGGUUUCCUCAUCCGUAACGUUCUCCCUCCUGCUGGGAUCGUGAGUCCCACGUGCCUGACCCGAUC